Messenger RNA from Arachis ipaensis, 699 nucleotides. RefSeq lists its product as uncharacterized. NCBI's taxonomy places the organism in Eukaryota, Viridiplantae, Streptophyta, Magnoliopsida, Fabales, Fabaceae. Gene Ontology annotation, biological process: regulation of DNA-templated transcription. The record is from RefSeq and is a predicted model, not a curated record.
CUUCAGACACUUCUCUCGCCCAACCAAAGAAAGAGAACACACCUUCUUUUCCUUCUCUCUUUCUCUCUCUUUCUUGAAUCUCCUCUGUUUCGGUGGCAAUAAUAAUGAACAUGAUGAACACAAAGAAGCACAAUUACAAGCUUUCUGUGAAAAGAGCCACGAGAAGAAGUAGAAGAAAGCAAAGAACUACAACUACCCCAUCAUCAACAAUGGUGAUGAUGCGGAUGGCGAAGGAGAAGAAGAAGAAGAAGAAGAAGAAGAAUAUGAAGUCAUCAUCAAAGGUAUCACAGAAGCUUGAAGCACUGAAGAAUCUUAUACCGACCAAGAACAACUACUACAACCACAACAACGACCGCAUGGCGAUGAUGAAACCUACUGAUCGAUUGUUUCAGGAAACUGCAGAUUACAUCAUUUCAUUGAAGACAAUGGUAGUGAUCUUGCAGAACUUGAUUGAGUUUUAUGGAGACACCACCACAACCGCAUCAACAACAACCACAACCACUUGUGAGAAUAAUGAAAAUGUUGUCUUGUUAUAGCUUAGCUUCUUUUCUUUUCUCUUUUUUUUUUCUUUUUUAAUGUUCUUUUUUCCUUUUUAUUUAUAAUGAAGAAAAGAGGGGGAAAUGAGAAUAUCUUUGUGAUGGUAGUCUCUCUUUUUAGGCGUAAAAUUUCAGGAACACUCAGAUGCAGUUAGCCAGUUAA